Messenger RNA from Gymnogyps californianus (California condor), 726 nucleotides. RefSeq names its product transmembrane protein 86A (gene TMEM86A). NCBI's taxonomy places the organism in Eukaryota, Metazoa, Chordata, Aves, Accipitriformes, Cathartidae. Gene Ontology annotation, cellular component: membrane. The transcript is spliced from 3 exons. The coding region runs from base 1 to 726 and encodes 241 amino acids. The record is from RefSeq and is a predicted model, not a curated record.
AUGGCCCCUGCAUCCACCCAGGAUAGGGAAGAUGUGAAGAGUGAAGGCCCCAAACUGGUGCCCUUCUUUAAAGCCACUUGUGUCUAUUUUGUCCUCUGGCUGCCAACUUCCAGCCCCUCCUGGUUCAGUGCCCUCAUCAAAUGUCUGCCCAUCUUCUGCCUGUGGGUUUUCCUUCUGGCUCAUGGAAUUAACUUCUUAGUGUCACACCGGAGCGCCAGCCGCAUCCUAGCAGGACUCAUAUUCUCAGCAGUGGGAGACGCCUUUCUCAUCUGGCAGGAGCAGGGCUACUUCAUUCAUGGUCUGCUGAUGUUCGCCAUCACACACAUCCUGUACUCUUCAGCCUUCGGCAUGAAGCCUUUGGACCUCAAAGCCGGCUUGUUGAUGGGCCUUGUUUCCAGUUCCUGUUAUGCCUUCCUGUACUCCUACCUCUCAGGCCCAUUCACCUACCUGGUAGCUGUCUACAUCGCCUUGAUUGGCUUCAUGGGCUGGCGAGCGGUCGCCGGCAUGCAGCUGUGCAACGACCUCUGGACAUGGACCAAGCUCUCUGCCUGCAUUGGCGCGAUGCUGUUCAUGGUGUCGGAUCUGACCAUUGCACUUAAUAAGUUCUGCUUUCCUGUGCCCUACUCGCGCUUCAUCAUCAUGGCUACUUACUAUGCAGCCCAAAUGCUUAUUGCACUGUCAGCUGUAGAGAGCAGAGAUGAAGAGGACUUCAGAAAGAGGAGCUAG